AUACCAUAUCAAUGUUUUAGUGUCUGAAAAGAACAUUAACCUGACAGAGUUACUUGUGAAUAAACCUCAUAUGAAAAGUUUACUUCACAAAUAAAAAUGAGUGCACCGAUAAAAUUCUAUUACGAUUUACUAUCGCAGCCAUCAAGAGCGUUGUACAUAUUUCUAAAGCAGACAAAAAUUCCCGUCGAUGAGCAUCCCAUCGCAUUGCGGAAAGGUGUACAUUUAACGGAUGAAUAUCGCGACACUGUGAAUCGAUUCAAGAAAGUGCCAGCAAUUGUAGAUAAUAGUUUCCAGUUAUCAGAAAGUAUUGCUAUUUUUCGCUAUUUGACCAGUCAAUAUGAGGUUGAUGAUCAAUGGUAUCCAAAAAACAACCACGUCCGUGCGCGAAUAGAUGAAUACUUAGAAUGGCAACAUUAUCACACAAGACAAACGUGUGCUCAAUAUUGGAUGUUAAAAUACAUGAAACCGCGUACCAUUGGUCCAAGUCCCGGCGACGCCCAAAUUGUCGCUUCGGCCGAAGCUCAAAUGGAAAAAACAUUGGAUAUGAUUGAAAAUCUAUGGCUUCGACCAGGUUCCUUUAUAUCUGGCACUAAUCAAAUUUCAUUUGCCGAUAUAUUGGCCGCUUGUGAAAUCGAACAACCAACCAUGACAGGAUAUGAUCCCACGGCAAAUCGUCCAAAUGUUGGUGAAUGGUUAAAAUUGGUGCGACAAUUUACCAAUCCUGCCUACGAUGAGGCACACGCAAUCUUAUAUAAACUCAAAGAACAACAACAAGCAAAAUUGUAGAUAUUUAUUAUUAAGGUUUCAUUUCAUGGAAUUCAGCAUCACAUUGUGAUGAAUAUAUUUCGGUUUUGGUUCUUCAAAUAUAGAAAACUUAUUCGUUUGUUGUAUUAAAUAAAAUGCA
Contarinia nasturtii (swede midge) is the source of this 904-nucleotide messenger RNA. RefSeq names its product glutathione S-transferase theta-1-like. Gene Ontology annotation, cellular component: cytoplasm. Gene Ontology annotation, molecular function: glutathione transferase activity. Lineage: Eukaryota; Metazoa; Arthropoda; Insecta; Diptera; Cecidomyiidae. Bases 97 to 786 code for a protein of 229 amino acids. The record is from RefSeq and is a predicted model, not a curated record. The transcript is spliced from 3 exons. Gene Ontology annotation, biological process: glutathione metabolic process.